AUGCAAUCUCCUCAGCCUCCGCUGAUUCCACUUCCAUCUUACUUCCAUACUGGCAUGACUAUUUCAACAUCAUCGAAAAGCCAGAGGGCCACAUUUUUAUCCAGAGGGCGUGCAAAAGCACACUCUUAUGCCGACGUUGAUGCAGAAAUGUACCAGGAACAGAUGACCACUGUUAAAGAAACCGAUGUUGUCAUUGCUAAGUUCGAUUACAAAGCAACUGAUAGCCAAGAACUUGACAUACAAAAGGGUGAGAAAUUGACACUGAUGGAUGAUACUCAACACUGGUGGAAGGUCAUGAACUCCUUUGGUCAAGUCGGCUACGUUCCAAGCAACUAUGUUAAGCGAUCCAAACAGGGUCUGUUUUCGAGUCUACGUAACACCCUCGGUCGACGAAAAAGUAGAACAGACCUUCCACCCCCAGCAACAGGCGCAUCAACGGGCGGUCGACCGCCUCCGGCGCAAACCAGCUCCGCACGUAACGGUGGAGUUUCGAGCGGAGGUGGAAAGGUCUCAAAGGCCAGUGCCGAAUCUCUCGACUACGUGGCGCCAUCGCUUCCGUCCUCCGGUUCGGGCCAAUCACCCGCCAAGGACAGCACCACCAUUGGUUACCAACCCGUCGUCGGCCCGUUCUCCUCUAAUGGCAUCAUCGACCCACGCUCAUCCUUCCUGCCUUCCACCCAACAGCUUCCACCCGCACAUCCCGGCCCCAGAGAUCAAUCUCCACAAAAACCGUUAUCCGAUGACGUUGCAUUGGAGGCUAAGAACGGUGGUGUUGGAUGGAGUACAGCUAAUUGUGGUGCUGGUACUGCCUCGUGGAAUCCUGACGUAGUGCCGAUGGCACGAGGAGGUGGACCUAUAGAUACUCACAGCAGCGGCGCUAGUAUUUCAUCGCGUCAAGUCUGCGUAGCGCGUUUCGCCUACACUGCCAGUCAGCCGGAUGAGCUGACCAUACAACGCGGUGACCGAGUGUGGGUGCUAGAGAAGAGCUCUGACGGUUGGUGGCACGGUGUGCUCCUCCCUCCAGAGGGUUCCGUCAUUUCACAACCCUCUCAACAGCAGCAGACUUCCGGCUGGUUCCCCUCUAAUUACGUCACUAUGGAAUCCACACAUAUAAAACCCUCGGUUCUCGGAAAUAACAGCAUCUGUCAACCGAAUAGCCUGAGUUGUGGUUCUCAAACAUUCGCCUCCAGCGCCCCUCAGAUGCCUCCCACAGCGAUGGGCACCAAGCCGAGCGCUCUGCCAAACACCUCCGUCACAUCUGCCGCUCCCAUCCGUGUCUCGUUUCCACCGCCGCAAGCUCCCACCCCCCAGGAGCCAUCGACAGCACCCUCCCUCGCCCCAUACUCAGCUGUACCCUUCCCCACCUCCACCGUACUUCCCCCUCUCCAGUCGCAACCAACACAAUCACCACUACCAUCAGCAGUACAACCACCGCAACAACAGCCACUCCAACUUCAACCCACUGCAUUUGUUGAUGGGACCGGCGAUGCAAUGGAUGACCGUCUCCGCUAUCGCGAAACUGUCCUCACACUCUAUCCUUUCACUAGAAAUCAGGUUGAAGAGCUCUCCUUCGCAGCAGAUGAGGUGUUGGAGGUACUCGACAAACCCGCUGACGAUCCAGACUGGUGGCGUUGCCGAAAUGCUGUUGGUAACGUCGGUCUUGUUCCAUGCAACUACAUUCGAGUCAUUAAAAACCCGUUUCCACCAACCCUUUCCUCAGUCCGAUAUUCACCCUCGGUCAGCGCUGUGGCGAUGGCAGGGGCUGCACCUCAACAAGUUACUGCUGGAGGCACUGGCGGCGCUAGCGGUGAAGAGGUGCGUUUGGCCUUUGCUAUGGCCUCUCCAAACGCUUCUGAGUUUGCUCGCAAGCCCUGGUAUUGGGGUGUCAUCUCACGCUCCGAGUGCGAAUCCAUUCUCAACAAUUUGGCCAUCUCUGGCGAAUUCAUUAUCAGGGACAGCGAAUCUCAUCUGCUAUGGUCCCAUAACCGCCACUAUCGGUUUAGCAUGGACGCACUUUUAGCUUGUUUUCGGGGCCUUGUGACCGCGUCUUGGCUCAAGGCCGAAGGAGGGCUGUGA
Messenger RNA from Echinococcus granulosus, 2076 nucleotides. Its product is annotated as Cytoplasmic protein NCK2. NCBI's taxonomy places the organism in Eukaryota, Metazoa, Platyhelminthes, Cestoda, Cyclophyllidea, Taeniidae. Gene Ontology annotation, molecular function: protein binding. The record is from RefSeq and is a predicted model, not a curated record. The transcript has 7 exons. The coding region runs from base 1 to 2076 and encodes 691 amino acids.